UUAAAAAAUAAAUAAAAAAAUUAUUAAUAUUCUCCCAAGAUAGGUUUGUUAGAGAGACAUGUGGCUAAGAUGAUUUUUUUAAUUUAAAAAGAGAUUAUUAAUAUUUAAAAGAUUGUUUAUUUAAAAGAUUGUUUAAUUUUUUGGGUUUAAUUAUUGGGUUUAUUUUUUAACGGGAGAUCAAACCUAAUCGUUAAAUUUAACAGAAUAUUCUUUUAUUUUUAAGUAUAUUCUGUUAAACCAAGAAAUGCCGUUAGAUAGGCACUUUUAAUAUAUAAAGAUAUGGGAAAUUUGAAUUUGUAUGCUUAAUAAGUAAUAAAAUUGGAAACCUAAUAGAAUAGUAGAUAUAAUUUGUAAAGUGGGAUACAUUUUAGUAAAACCCAAUUUUACCCCCCUCAUUUGAAAAAUCACUCUCUCUCUCUCUUCGUCCCCUCUCUCUCUCUUCGUCCCCCCUAUUCUCUCAAACCAAAACAACUUCGCCCAAACGCACCGAACCCUCCCCACGAUGAGCAGACCCGAACCCUCUCCACCGCGUACGACCGAAGCCCCAGCCCCCUCUCCACCGCGCAGGACCGAUUCUCCAGCCCCCCUCCACGGCGUACGAAGGUCCAGCCACCCUCCACCGCGUACGACCCAAACGGAAAUGGCCAAGUCUUCCAAAGUUCCACGACUUUUACUGCCAGUGUCUGAACAUUACACUGGUCGUGUUACUUGGCGGGGCGGUAGUUACUAUUACCCCAAAGUAAAAGCCAAGUUUGUACAAAUGCAGUUGUUGGAAAGUGUGAAGGAGGAAUCCCCUUUCAACAAUUUUUUUGAGAGAGAGCCAUUAGCGUUUUCAGGUGCUCUUAUGCAUCAACUCUUCAUGCAUAAGAUAAAAUUAGAUAAAGAGGAUGAGGUGCAUUUUUAUAUUGCAAAGAAGAGAUGCCGAUUCGGCCGAACUGAGUUUGCCUUGGUGACUGGGCUUAAUUUGUUACGUGGACCGACUGAGGCUGAGGUUUCGGAGAGGGCGACGUCAGACCGGUUGAUAGUAGAAUAUUUUAAUGGGGAUCCAUCUAUCAGCAUUGGUCGUCUGCGCAGCGUCUUUGAGAGCUGCACUGAGAAGGAUGAUUGUUACAAGUUGGGUUUGGUGCUGUUCGUGAUGGGUGUUCUGACUGGGAAAGAAGAGAAGACCCUGGUUCCCCCAUUUAUCAUUAGAAUGGUUGAGGACCUCCCUUUUUUCUACAAUUACCCGUGGGGGAAAAUUUCUUUCAACUUGUUGAAAGAUACUUGGAGUAAGGACUUCGUACAAAAGAAAAAGCAUAUGGAUGAGAAGAUUGAGAAGGGAACGACUCAGAAGGAGUCAAAGUAUUCGGCCUAUGGAUAUGCUGUAGCAUUGCAGUAUUGGGCUUAUGAGUCCAUCCUCGAGCUUGCUGAGAAAUUUGCAAUCAGAAGAUCGCAUCGCUUUCCCCGAAUGGUGAACUGGGAGAGUAAGGAUGCCCCACUCGGGAAAGAGGAAGUCAUCAGAUUAUUUGCAAAAAAAUUGACAGUGUACUCCGUUUUAUGUCCGCGGAGUAAUGAGGCCGAGUUUUUGAGCCACGUCACUGGAGGUGAGGCGCCUCUAUUUGUGGAUAUGGAGGAAUUGGUUAUUGGCGAUGAUGGCCAGCCUACUCAGGAUAGUUUGCGCAGCCAAGCUUCAAAGCUUGCACUCACGCUAGAACAAGCCGAGCGGAGGAAGCCGGAAUCUUCGUAG
Molecule: messenger RNA, 1726 nt
Organism: Cannabis sativa
Lineage: Eukaryota; Viridiplantae; Streptophyta; Magnoliopsida; Rosales; Cannabaceae
Exons: 3
Coding region: 503-1726 (407 amino acids)
Source: RefSeq, a predicted model, not a curated record